Suillus subalutaceus is the source of this 2890-nucleotide messenger RNA. RefSeq lists its product as uncharacterized. The transcript has 8 exons. The record is from RefSeq and is a predicted model, not a curated record. The coding region runs from base 71 to 2713 and encodes 880 amino acids. Lineage: Eukaryota; Fungi; Basidiomycota; Agaricomycetes; Boletales; Suillaceae.
CUGAUUCUGGCCUUGAGGCCAGGGAGGCCUAGGAGUUGCUGCGUAGCAUCCUCUUGCUUUGUUUCACACCAUGUCGGGGAAAGAGUUAGAAGGACGAGUUCUCAAGAGAGCAAACCCAAACACAAUACAGGACAAAUUUCUAGUUGGAUAUCAAGGAUGGUUCACCUGUAAUGGGGAUGGCGAACCUUUGGAUCCUAACCACCAUGGGUGGCUGCACUGGUUUGAUAAGCCGAUCCCGCAUGGUGGACACCCUAAUACAGAUCUAUGGCCAGAUUUAUCUGAUUACUCCCCGUCCGAGCUGUACCCUGCCCCAGGUCUCAAAAACGCAGACGGAGAACAAAUGUAUCUCUUCUCUUCGCGCCACCCGAAGACGGUGAGGCGCCAUUUCAACUGGAUGGCGUUGCACGGUGUCGACGGCGCGUUCUUGCAACGAUUUGCAGGCCAAUGCGACGCGGGCUCAGCUAUAAGGAAAAUCAGAGAUGAAGUGGGUGAUCGUGUUCGAGAGGCUGCUGAAGCAGAGGGAAGGGUCUUUGCCAUAAUGUAUGACGUCUCGGGUGUUCACCCAGACAAGAUUCAGCGAGUGCUCGAGCAAGAUUGGAUGCAUCUCAUGCGGGAUAAAUGCAUUCUAGACAGCCCCAAUUACCUUCGCGAGAAAGGGAGCCCAGUCAUCGCUCUAUGGGGUUUUGGAUUCAACGACAGAAAUCACUCUCCAGAAGUCGUCCGAUCUAUCACUAAUUUCUUUUGUUCCUCCACACCAGGCGGUGCUUAUCUUAUGGCAGGUGUACCUGGACACUGGCGCACAUCGACAUCUGAUAGCGACCGAGACCCUGAGUUCUUGCGAGUCUGGACAGAAGAAUUUGAUGCACUGAGCCCUUGGACUGUUGGGCGUUACGGAAACGAAGAGGAUGCGGAACGCUGGGGGAAUGAAAAGGUCAAACAGGACUUCGAUUUUUUGAAGCAAAGAGGAGAUGAAGGCAAAAAAAGAGUAGACUACAUACCCGUAGUACUUCCUGGAGGCAGCGGUUAUAAUCUCUCCGGCGGAAAAUGGGGAUUCAAUGCCAUAAAGCGCAACGAGGGCCGCUUUCUCUGGAAGCAAAUAUAUGCUGCUCGACGCGCAGGGGUGCGCAUCAUUUACGGGGCCAUGUGGGACGAAUAUGAUGAAGGAACAGCAUUCAUGCCUGUUGUCUCUUCUUCAAAGCAACUCCCUGUUCACCCACAGUUUGACUUUCUAGCGCUCGACGCCGAUGGCCAUUCGCUUCCGUCAGACUGGUAUAUGCGCAUAACUGGUCUCGCCGCUGAAUCAUUGCGCGGUGAUCGUAUGAUAGACGAGACGUUUCCCGUCAAGGAGUUACAAGAUUAUUGGGCAACACGCCCCAGGUAUGAAGAUAAGACAACUCGCGAGGAAGAGGCGGAGCAAUGGAAGAAAGCUCAACGAGCGUAUAACGAUUGGGCUGCAAAAGAGGGUGGUGCAGUGGCAGAUGAUGCUCCUCCACCAUAUAGACUGGAAGAUGAGCAUCAUACACGGAGUCCUCAAAUAAGCGGUGCAUUCAACGUCAGGCCAGUCCCACCUGAAGCCACCAAGCCCACCCUCGGCUAUUCAUCCAGUGCCUCGGCCUCUUUUGAGUCCCCGCCGCCUGUUCUAGCCAGGAGUCCAUCGCUGACCACAAGCUCGUCAUCGGCAAGCAGCCGACCUCCUGCCAUUAAUAUGAGUUCUCGCCCUCCGCCUCCUCCGAUGUCAACAAGACCGGCAUAUCCCCCCGAUAACGUGGAUGUGGUCAUGCGUCCCCAUCAGCUCUAUCAGCGGCCAAGCUCCUCGCAUUCCGUUGUCAGGCCAUCUUCUGGAGCUUCUUCCCCCCUUUCUGCACCUGAACCUUCUACUGUGGCAUAUUUGGCCGAUAAUCUCGCCCGACAGAAAUUAUCACACCAUCCGUCAGAAGUCGACCCAGGACCACAUCAAUCCCAUACGUCAGGGAUUUCUUCUCCGGUCAUGCAAAUGCCUUCCGUGGAGGCGAGCCUAAGGCGUCCUAGCACCUCGCCCGCAACCCCGUCAGUUUCUCCGCGCCCGCCGGCUUCUUCAGUACCUGUUGCAUCAUGGUCCCAAUAUCCUGGCCAACAACAGCCUCACUAUGCUCCGUACAAUCAUCCCCCUGCCCCACCCCUCGAUUCCCACCCUUCAUCCUCACCACAGAGUAAGCCUUCCGCUAUAGGCGGACUAGGAUACGAUCGACAUGAUGCCAACAUGCAUUCACACGCCGCCUCUUUCCACCGCGUAGAACAAUUCCAUCCGAACACAAUUCCAAAUUCUGGUGUACCUCAAGAGCCUUACAUGGCAAUGGACAGGCCACCACAUUCCUACCCAACCUACCCCGCACCAAAUCCACUUGCCCAAGACUAUUUCCAACACCAAACUUCUCCCGCACAACCUCCUGGUGGUUCGCAUUCUCCUCGACCAUUCCCUCCACCCGAAUGGGGAAACCCAAACUCGCCUCCGCCCCUAGCGCACCAUAAUCGUCCUCCCACACACCCCCAGUCUCAGAACUAUUACGCCCCGAACCAAUCGGCACCGACGUGGACAGGCAAUGGUGGAGGGGGUGGGUUCAAUCUCACGGGGCGCGCACUAGACAAGCUGGAGGGCAUCGCGGGGAGGGAUACGAGGAGGCAGGUGGAGAACCUUGCGCAGAGCGGGUCGAAGUUUCUGAACAAGUUCAAAUGAUAUCAGCCUCCUAGGAACUCUCAGGAACUCCUUGCUUCCACCUUUGUAUGACUUCAGAUACUUUCUAGUUGAAUUUUGAUUGAAUGGCUGUUGUACUCUUAAGCAGACGUUAUAAUUCAUAGACUUUAUCGAGUACAGUUCUGUUCAACGUUUCUUCGCUGGUUAAAUCAGUUACAG